Molecule: messenger RNA, 7879 nt
Organism: Girardinichthys multiradiatus
Lineage: Eukaryota; Metazoa; Chordata; Actinopteri; Cyprinodontiformes; Goodeidae
Product: sterile alpha motif domain-containing protein 9-like
Exons: 5
Coding region: 1546-5676 (1376 amino acids)
Cellular component (GO): cytoplasm
Molecular function (GO): protein binding
Source: RefSeq, a predicted model, not a curated record
AGAAGCAACUCUGAAUACUGCACAAAGCAGAAGCUGUUGAAUAUAGAUGCUUCAACUGCUCCUUGAACAAACGUAGGAUGCCCAGAAGAGCUUCUUCACUGCUAAAUACCUGCUGAGCGAAGGCAGAACUGGGCCUGAAGACCAUGGACGCAGAAUGGAAAGCCAGAAGUGUGCUGAAAAGCUGCAAGACAAAAAUAGCAGUGAUAUGCCACAAUGUGCUAAAAUGACACUUUUCCUGUUUCUUAAGACUACUGCAGCAAGAUGUUGAACAGUGACAUGAUGAUGAGGAGGAGGGAGGAAGAGUAGAUGAACUGGUGAGCAAACUGGGAGGGAGGCAGUGACUGGGUGACAACAGUCAGCAGCAUUACUGGACUGACAUCUGUUGUCUAACUUUGUUUUAAUGAAGUAAAUCUGACCGACUGCAGCAACAUUAUGUAGGAAAACCUGCUGAGAGAAGAAAUGGGCCUGGUUCUGAUUCGUCAAACAGCAUCAGGUCCAAACUACAUCGUGUUCUGACAGAACAUCCUUCAUCAUAGUAUAAAAUAUGAUUCAUCCCUGUCUAGCUUCAGUAUUUAUCAGUAAUGCAGCCAUAUUUAAACCCAUAUACCCAAAAAUAUAAAGAAUAUAUGAAAUAUGAUUCAAUCUAAAAGAGACAUUUUUCAUGUCUGCAUGCAGGGAGUUGACCUGGAUUUAUUAGAACCUCUAGUUUAUCUCUACUCUUGUUUACCAUUCUAAUGCUACUGAACGCAAACAUGCAUAAGGAUCAUGUCUGACCCCUCAUGGUGGUCCACCUGGACCAACAUGGCCCGGGCCAGUCCCAGUCCAGCAUGCUGGGACCAGUAAAUGUUCUGUUCCAUUCUAGUUAUGAUAUCACAUCCAACCCCAGUGGGUUCUGAUAUUCUGCUGGUUCAGAUGAUGUUUCCCUGCUGUUUUUCUGGUCUUCACCCUCAUUCUUAUCGUCUGACUGUUGCUAAACAGCGCCGCCUUCAGGCCGCCAAAGCAGGAACCAUUUCAUGCAGAUACGGGCGGAGACCAAAGAUCAAACCAUCACUGCUAGAUGGUGUUGGUUAAUCUUGACCUAUUGACCCCUAUACGGCGCCGCUGGCUGUAGGUUUGGUUUCCUGGACUGGGAGGUUCAGGUUAGCGGAGAGCAGACUGGUGAGGAGGAUGAAAGGGGUGAACUUGGGUCAGGGCGGGUCUCUUCCUGGUUUCGUCUGAGAAGGAGCUUCAUGUUCAGCCAGAUUUUCCCACAGAUGUGAAGCAUCAGGUCGAUGCCAAAAGUUUUACGGUUUUUAAAGUUGAAACUUAUUUUAACACCCAGAGGACACAUCCUGAUAACACGGAGAGAAAUGAGCUUCAGCUGCCUGGGACUGUCGGAACCGAACCUUUAAACUGAUCCAACACAUGUUCCCGAUCUUGCUGCAGAGCAACACCGAGCAGCAAAGGAGCCUGCUGCUGGCAGGAACAGGACCAGCUACAGCAGAACUAAACUAAUCCAUUUGGUCUCUUCUAACUUUGCUCUCAGACCGCUGACAGUGGAUCAAAAUGAGCCAAUCAGGAACUGAGAAUUGGACUACAGAAGAUGUUCACCACUGGCUCAUGAUGGAAGUCAAAGUAUCUCAGAGCUGUGCUGACAGAUUCAUUAAGGAAGAAGUGUUGGGAGAAUAUUUAGUCUCCUUCAAAAAGACAGAUAUUCUGGAUUUAGGAAUUAGACAUGGUCCUGCUGUGAAGAUCACGUGCUUUCUGAAAAGUCUGACUGAAGCAUCAGAGCAUCGAUCAGAAUAUCCUGCAUAUGUGGAAGCUUGGACAAAGGAGCAGGUGAGCCAGUGGUUACUGCAGCAUGUGAAGAUCUACCCCAAAUACGCACGACGACUUCUGGACGAAGAUGUUUCUGGAGAUUGCCUGGUUUGCUUUAGGAAGCAGGACCUUCUGGAUCUAAAUGUGAAAAGUGGUCCUGCUGUGAAGAUUAUAGCAGAACUGGAAAAGCUGAACAACAGACCAGAACCAACCCUGAAACCCAUCACGGACCAAAGAGAAGGAGAUGAAUGUGUUGAGCCUGAGAACAAUCUGCUUCACACUUUGGCAAAUGAAGAAGACCUGAAGAGAAAAACUGAAUCACAUGAUACAUCUGUAAGAGCUUCAAUAAAGGCAGAAGAAGAGCCUGUAGGAGCAAUGCAUAAAACUUCUGAGAACACACCCCAGUCAGAGUCUCCACAGAUCACUUUGGUGAUCAAGAACGUCUUGGAUGACCUUCUGAAACAUGACUUGAAGAAUUUUCAUUUCCAUUUAAGGGCCCAUACAAAAUCUAAGAAUAAAUCUGUUCUUCGUGGACAACUGGAAGGCAAAGACACACUGGACACUGCCCAGUUACUGACUGGUCAUUAUGGGAGUCAGGAGGCUUUAUUGGUCACAAGAGACAUUCUGGAAGAAAUCAACCAGCGUGAACUUGUUCGCCAGCUGGAAAGAAGUAUGGGUCUUCUGGAGCAGUCGUGUCUUCCCAGAGACAUUAUGAAGAAAGAAGCUAACCAAGGAGAUAAACUAAAGACCUUAAUAACCUGUGGUGGAAACACACUAGACAGUUAUGACAGAUUUGUCAUUGUUGUAAACAAAAGCAGUCCAGAACAGAUUCAGUAUCUCCACUUUCUAAGUAAAUUGAAACUUUUCUGCGUGUUGGACUUUGACUCAGACUCUGUGGCUUUAGGUGGACUGUGUCAUUCGUACAGAGAGUCCAGGGUUGCUAACCUGCAUUUGCCAUCACAAUUUCAGGGACAGACAGAGACUGUUAUAAAGGAGCUCAACCUCUACCUCCAGACCAGUUGGGUCUUCUGCAAUGGUAGACAUGACCUUGAUGGCAACCGCAACAACGAGUUAGAUUAUAGGAACUGGCUGAGGAAGACUUGCAGAGAUGUGGAACAGUUGGUUUCAUUAAUCUGCAACCCUGAUGUUUUUCUCAAUGGAAGAUGCCUGAUUAUAUUCCUCCUUCUCUCCCCUGUGGACACAGAGAAAGACCCGGUCUUUGAUACCUACAAGUCUUUCAUCAAACACACAGAGGAAUGUAACAUCAUAAGUAUUUGUGAAUCUCAGAGUACGUAUUUGAAAUGGAGGGAACUUAUAAAGGAAAAGUGUGACUUUGACAUUGAACAUUUGUCCAUAAAUGAGCUAACUCUAAGUGAGAUCAAUGGAACCAUAAUGGGCCUGGGUCCAGUGACUCAGUCAUCUCCAAGGCUGCUUCCGUCCUGUGGUUCCAGUGCUGUUAUGCUGAAACAGAAGGAUGAAGAUCUACUGACAGCUCUGGAUGUUUUGUGUCUGAAUCAGUGUGAAAACAUCUAUGAUGAAAGCAGUUCAGAGUUUCAUGACUUCAGAAUUAAAGUUGAGGAGGAGUUCUACAGAGGAGCCAAAGUGCAAUGGUGGAACUUCUACUUUUGUGACAAAGACACGGAGAAGCCUUUUAUCAAGAGAGACAAGUAUGACAAUAUGAAGAAAAUGAUCAGAUCAGAGAGAACACAUUCAAGCAACACCUGUGUUCUGGUGAGACUGUUUCACGACCCAGGAUGUGGUGGUACCACCUUAGCGAUGCACGUGAUGUGGGACCUCUGUCAGGAGUUCAGAUGUGCUGUUCUGAAAGACAACACGGUGCCAAAAACAGAGGUGGCUAACCAAGUCCGACGUCUGAUGAAGCUGGAAAGUGAGAGACCAUCGCCGGUUCUGCUGAUGGUCGAUGACUCAAAGGAAAAAGAAAACCCAUUUGAUCUGCUGAACUGCAUCCGCCAAGCUGUGGAGGAUUUAUCAGUCGUUCAUCUGGAUGAUGCUCAAAACUGUAAAGUUAUCAUCCUCAACUGUGUUCGUUCCCAUAACCCGGUAGAGCAAUACAGACGGCACAACCAAUCCCAAAACCAGCUGCUAACCGCCAAACUCAAGCCCCAAGAGCAGAAAGAGUUUGAAAAGAAACUUAAAGAGCUCAAAGAAACCCAUGACAAACCUGAAAACUUCUACAUCUUCAUGUUCAUGAAGAACAACUUUGACAGAAAAUACACUAAAAAUCUUGCUCAUAACACACUGGAGAACUUUGACUUCAGCACCAAGAAGGCCAAACUCUUUUCCUUUCUGGCCUUACUCAACACAUACGUUGCAAAAUCAGAAAUUGCUCUGUCUCUCUGUGAGGAUUUCAUUCAGAUGAAGAUGUUUCACUGGAAAGAAGACAGUGUUCUAGAUAGAAUGAAGCCAUAUUCCAACUUUCUCAUCAUAGACUCAGUUGAUGAAUGGGGUGGAUACAAAGGAAUCAGAAUCCUUCAUCAUGCAAUAGCAUCUGCCUGUCUGGAAGAGCUGGAGAGAAGUUAUUCCCUGAAAGUCAGUGAUAUUGUGACUGAAAUCCUCCAUUAUGACCUGUUCUUCAGUGUUAGAGUUGUUAAACAAAGACUGAUGCUUUCAAUUCAACGAAUGUUGAUAGAAAGGCAGCAGAAGAAAGAUGGAGAGGAGAGGGAACCAUUUUCUCCUCUUGUUAAUAAAAUCCACAGCCAGCAAGGAAGACAAACUGUCCAGGAAAUCUUUGUGAAAGCCUCUUCUAGGUUUGAGACGAGUUUAUCCAUUCCUCAGGCAUUGGCAAGAUAUUUGUACAUCAAUGUGCAGGACUUUCCAGAGGCCAUAAAAUGGGCUGAGAAAGCUAAGAACAUUAAGGAAAACCCUUACACCGUUGACACAAUUGGACAAAUUCACAAAAGCAACCUGAGGUCUAACAUUGACAGAGAAAAGCAGAACACUUCACACAACCCAGAAGAUCUGCACAAAAACAUUGAAAUAGCCAAGAAUGGCUGGAAAGCUUUCCGAAGGGCUCAGGAACUGUCAGAUGUUGAGAAUGAAACAGAAGAAGAAGCUCCUGAUGAUGACUCAGAGGACUAUCCCAGAAGGUCCUACAACAUUAAAGGCUAUGUGAGUAUUCUGGAAAUCUCCUUCCUGGUCUUUGAGAUUCUGAGCAGGUUACCUUUCUUUGAAAAACACGAUCAGUUGAAAAAACACUACUUAAAAAGUUUCCUUAAAGGCGGGAUCCCAAUCAACAACGUCCACACAGAGAACAGCAACAUCAACAGCAGAUACGUUGAGAUCAUCAGAGAACAUGAGCUGUUUCUCCUCAAACUGAAAUCUGAAGUCAAAGAAAUUUUUGAUUUUUUGAACUCUUAUUUCACCUACAUUAAACAGAACCCCGAACUGGACACACUGAAUCACAGAAUAGUGAGUGAUCAUUUUAAGAAAUAUGUGGAUCUUUUUUGUGAAACUGCAGAUGAAAGGAGAAAAGAACAGGAAAAUAAAACCAACCUCAGCCUGAAAUUGGACGUUGAAGAAUGUAAACAGUUACUGGAGAGGAACCAAGCAGAUACUUUCUCAGGAAUCCUUCAGUACUUGGACAAACCUCCUGAGGAGAUAGAGCGGAUCACUCAAUGCUAUUCAUUUUUACUGCAAAACAAUGAGAGACAUUUUAAAACUAAAAUCAAUUACAUUAUGUCCAAUAUAGUUCUUUACCACCUAAAAGCAAGAUCUAAGUAUGUGAAGAAGUACAGAGACCUCUGUGCUCUGCUUAAAGACGUUCUGCAACAGGUAACACCUCGAUUUCCUUCCCAGAUCCAUAUUUUCUGGCUCUGCUGUUAUUCUGGCCGAAUCCUACAGAAGAACCCAGUGAUAUAGCUAAAUUUGCUACUGCAAUUCGAAAGUCUUCCCACAAGCAUCUGUCAAAGUUAUUUCAAAAGAGGAGCACCAUCGCCUACUUCUAUUUGGGCAAAGAAAAAGGACUGGAGAGGCUGUUUUCAAAACCUUCCCUGGAUCAGUGUUUUCUGCCAAAGAUGAAUCGAGACGUUUUAGCACAACUUUGGUGGAAUGGAGAUAUAUUUAAGGAAAAAGCCCUCAUCAGCCGCCUUUACAGGGUGAGGGGAACCGUUGAACGGGGGGAGGUGUACGCCAACUAUGGCAAACAGAAAAUCCUAGUGCGACCAGCUCGUAUCUGUGGAACCAGAAGUGGUUUCAGUACUGAAAAGGUCUCUUUCUACAUUGGGUUUGCCAUUAAUGGACCUCUCGCAUAUGAUAUCAAGUAUGAAAACUAGAGAUGAGGACAACCAGACUUGUAAAUCUACAAACUGAACCUGGAUAAGCAGCAAAAAUCGAGGCUUAUCUAAAAGGCAACAAUCCUUCUUGAUUCUUAGCUAUUUCAUGAACAGCACUGAGUGAGUAGAGAAAAUGGAAAGAUCAUUGCAGAUGUGAGCAAUGAAGACAUUUUCCUAAGGAGUAUUUUCCACUGUGUGCCUUUUGUUCUUGAACUAAAUAAUAGCAGUCUGACACUGGGCCACGUACCACAGCACUUUAAGCAGAAACCUGGGCUAGACUCAGCUGUCUUAUCCAAUUCAGAUGCUGUCUCUAAGUUGCUGUUUUUAAGCAUUCCACAGCACAGAAUCAGCUCUGUUAAGUGUUUUUGAUUACAUUGUUUUAGCGGCUGGCUGUGUAAACCAUGUACUCCCAGGUGACACAGUAGACCAUCAUCUCCUGAUUUCACGGCCCAAGCCCUGGGUGGGAAUCAGAGGGUCAGUGGAUGAAGUCCUACCUCUCUAAUAGAAGUUUUUCUGUGAGGACUUUCAGCUCUACCUCAUCCUGUGCUGACCUGCCAUGGGGGGUACCACAAAGCUCUGUUUUUGGGCCACUUCUUUUUCCCUUUACUUUAUGCCAUUGGGAUGUAUUUUGUUGAAAUAUUGGAUUUUGGUCCAUUUAUAUGUUAGUGUUCUUAAGAUUUUAAUUGUUCUCAUCUCUGCCUUGUGUUGUACCUGUUGUGCAGCACCUUCAUGUGUUGUUAUUUUAAAGUGCUAUAUAAAUAAACAUGGUAUAGUGGGAGAUAAUGUGCUAACUGAGGUCAUGGGGGAAUGUUAGUAGGGUCAUCAGACAGCUGAAGCUUUAUCUGACCAUCCCUUCAACAACAAUCUUCAGUAGAAGAGGGAAAAAUAUCUCUGCCUGUGGAUUCAUGGACAACUGUUUCCAUCCUGUCUACAUGGACCCAUUGGACUGGUUCUAAACACAACACAGUAGAAGAACUUCUAUCCCGACCAUCUGAACAGUUUCCAACUGCAUUGGAUGAACCUGAUCCAUUAAUGUUCGAUCAUGUUAUAAUGGCUUGACUCAUGUUUUGUGUUUCAGCAACAGGAACCGUUUUUAAGUUACAAUUAGGAACCUUUAAACCUAUAAAUAGAAGAUAGAUGGUCCUUCACCUCUCAGCUACUUACUAAUACAUUAAACUUUGAAUCAGUAAGAAGACCAUUAUAGACAAGAUCUCAUGACACAGACCACCAUAGGUUUGUGUUUGGGUAAAAUAAUUGAGGUUCUAAGUGAUUUCUGAUAUAAUGUUUUGCUUUUAUUGACCAGCUUUACAGAGUACCAUGGAUUAUCUAGAGACAUUUUAUUUUUUAUUAAGUCUUUCUAUGUUAUUUUAAUGAUGUGUAAUGAAUGUGUUUAAAUCAAUUCUUCAGCAAAUAAUAUUUUCACAUUAUUUCUUACCACUGUUUUUAGUAAUUGAUUAUUAAAGUCUAAUUUAAACUGAUGUUCUGUUCUAGUUGUUGGUUACAGACCUCCACUUCCGACUAAACAGAGUGAACUCCUCAGAUUUGAGGAGAACCUCACCACGGUCAUCCCAACAUUUAUGGGGGAAAAGGAAAAAAAUCUCUAGUUAUUAAAUGAAACCUAAAAUGUCUGUCAUGUGCUUUAGUCACUCAGUUUCUCUUUAGGAGAGACCAGCUAUGUUUGUGGUUUUCCUUUGAGUAUCCAUUUGAUGAAGAGAAUUACAGCGAGUAUAACCCCAAUGCCAAUGAAGUUGAGACUUUGUUUAAAAUGUAAAUAAAACAGAAUACAAUGA